Messenger RNA from Euleptes europaea (tarantolino), 1424 nucleotides. It is a transcript of the gene GNAI2, whose product is annotated as G protein subunit alpha i2. Gene Ontology annotation, cellular component: heterotrimeric G-protein complex. The record is from RefSeq and is a predicted model, not a curated record. NCBI's taxonomy places the organism in Eukaryota, Metazoa, Chordata, Lepidosauria, Squamata, Sphaerodactylidae. The coding region runs from base 48 to 1115 and encodes 355 amino acids. Gene Ontology annotation, biological process: adenylate cyclase-modulating G protein-coupled receptor signaling pathway; gamma-aminobutyric acid signaling pathway. The transcript is spliced from 9 exons. Gene Ontology annotation, molecular function: GTP binding; G-protein beta/gamma-subunit complex binding; G protein-coupled receptor binding.
CCGUCGCCCUCCGAGCCCCCUGCGGCCGGCCCGAGCCCAGCGGCGCCAUGGGCUGCACCGUGAGCGCCGAGGACAAAGCGGCCGCCGAGCGCUCCAAGAUGAUCGACAAGAACCUCCGCGAGGACGGCGAGAAGGCGGCGCGGGAGGUGAAGCUGCUGCUCCUCGGUGCAGGAGAGUCGGGGAAGAGCACAAUUGUAAAACAAAUGAAGAUUAUCCAUGAGGAUGGCUAUUCGGAAGAGGAGUGCCGACAGUAUAAAGCAGUGGUUUACAGUAACACCAUUCAGUCCAUUAUGGCUAUAAUCAAAGCAAUGGGUAACUUGCAAAUUGACUUCGGAGAUUCUGCCAGAGCGGACGAUGCUCGCCAGUUGUUUGCACUCUCUUGCACUGCAGAGGAGCAGGGAAUCAUGCCAGAAGACCUGGCCAACGUGAUCCGGAGGCUGUGGGCGGACAGUGGAGUCCAGGCCUGUUUUAAUCGCUCUCGAGAAUACCAGCUGAAUGACUCUGCUGCAUACUAUCUGAAUGAUUUGGAGAGGAUAGCGAGGGGGGAUUACAUUCCAAGCCAGCAGGAUGUGCUGAGAACUAGAGUGAAGACCACAGGCAUUGUGGAGACUCACUUUACCUUCAAGGACCUGCAUUUCAAGAUGUUUGAUGUGGGGGGGCAGAGGUCCGAGAGGAAGAAGUGGAUCCAUUGCUUUGAAGGAGUGACAGCUAUUAUCUUCUGUGUCGCUCUUAGUGCAUAUGACUUGGUUCUGGCGGAAGAUGAAGAGAUGAAUCGUAUGCAUGAGAGCAUGAAGCUGUUUGACAGCAUCUGUAACAACAAGUGGUUCACGGAAACAUCCAUCAUCCUCUUCCUCAACAAGAAGGAUCUCUUUGAGGAGAAGAUCAUCCACAGCCCCUUGACCAUCUGCUUCCCAGAGUACACAGGGGCCAACAAAUAUGACGAAGCUGCUGGCUACAUCCAGAGCAAAUUUGAGGAUCUGAACAAGAGGAAGGAUUCCAAGGAGAUCUACACUCACUUCACUUGUGCCACUGAUACCAAGAACGUGCAGUUUGUCUUCGAUGCUGUCACUGAUGUCAUCAUCAAAAAUAACCUGAAGGACUGUGGGCUCUUUUAGCUCUUCAGGUGGCAUCUACUGAGGAACACAGGAAGGAUUACUUGAACUGCGCCAUAUGAGGAAGAGGCUGGUGUUGAUGAAGGGAGGACUGCACCAUUUAACGACUUCUGCUUCUAAGUUUUGUUUCGUUCUUUUUAAUUUUCCUAAUGACAGGACUGUGGAGGUUCCUCCUGUCCAGAGGACAGGCUCCAUCGCUUUUCUCUCUCUGUGCUGUCCCAGCUGCCACCCGUAGGCCAUUUGUAUCCUCUCCCUGUGCCCGGAAAGCCUUAUUCAAGCGCCAAUGAUUGGUGGCCUGCCAUAGCUGUAUUG